CCAUUCCCAUAUUUAAAGAGUUAGAUUAAAUACUACAAAUAUGUAUUCGUGAUUAUUUCCGUCUAUCUUAAGCGGAUUUGGGCUAGUCAUUAUUCUGCUGACUACCUUCUUUCAACAAUACAUGUACUUCUGUUCGUCAAAUACACUAAAUGCCAUUGAAAACGAUAAACAGUAUAAUGUGCUGAAUAAUUUGAGACCCACUUCUAAGGCAAAUGAUGCAUCAUCCACCAUUUUACAAAGAUUUCCUAAACUGAGAUACCAUGGGCUGUUUGUUCAGCAAACCAAAAACGGAUAUUUGGAAUGACGACGUCCAGGGAUUCGAUAACUUUGCUCUGGAUGAGAAGGAGGUUUCUGGCCGAAGGUCACAGACAUUUGAUAUCAACAGGGCAACAAAACGUCGGAGGUACUCCAGCGAGCGCAGUGGGAUAUGGAUGAACCUGGACAAAAAUAUAUUCCUGGGACGUGAUAGUAAAGGAACUCAGACCAAUGUGAAUACUACGUCACAACUGGUUCAAACAGACCAGGUGUGGAGGAUGUACGAUGACAAAAUCACACAAACCUGUGACGACAGAGACGAUGCUAACAGUGAUGAUUUGUCAAUAAAACAAAAAUCGGAUGUUUGUGAACAUUACACGUGUGAAACUGUAGGCGACAGUGUAGAUGAAAAUCAAGAGCGAUGUUUAACACAUACCACGGAAGAAGUCAUAGAUCGCAAUAACCAGCUCUCACCAAAAAUGUCCAAUGGUAACGUUUCUGGGGAAUCCAAUCUGCCACAAGAUAAGAAGAUAAUAGAAGAGGAUGACGUUUUCAUUGAGGUUAAGUAGCAGUCAAAAUUGAAGUAAAAUUACAUCAUCAUUGAAGGUGAAAUAUACAUAUAU
Ostrea edulis (European flat oyster) is the source of this 878-nucleotide messenger RNA. RefSeq lists its product as uncharacterized. The transcript is spliced from 2 exons. The coding region runs from base 261 to 824 and encodes 187 amino acids. The record is from RefSeq and is a predicted model, not a curated record. NCBI's taxonomy places the organism in Eukaryota, Metazoa, Mollusca, Bivalvia, Ostreida, Ostreidae.